AUGCUACGAUGUGCACAACUAUUGGGCUCGAAAUUUAUGUGUUCGGUACGGGUUCCUCUCGCAACCAGCGUCCGAUGGAUGAGAAACGUCGAUCGUGUGAAUGUUAAAGUCCACCAAGGUACGGUGAGUGGCGUGAAGGAACAGCUUCCGAACGGCAACAUUUUCUGUGCGUUUCGGGGUAUUCCGUACGCAAAGCCUCCGGUAGGUGAAUUGCGAUUCCGAGCGCCACAACCUCUGGAACGGUUCCCUUACCCGGUGUUGGACUGUAGCGUAGAGCGCGAUGUUUGCUUUAGCAGAAAUAUGUUCACCCAGGAGGUGGAAGGUUCGGAAGAUUGUCUACAUUUGAAUGUGUACACGCCGACCAUGGAUAAGCGUGACAAACCUUUACCGGUGAUGGUGUUCAUCCAUGGUGGUGCGUUUAUGAUCGGCAGUGGAAAUGGUGAUUGCUAUUCGCCCGAAUACUUGCUGCAAGAGGAUGUGAUAGUGGUGACUUUGAAUUAUCGUCUAGGAUCGCUUGGUUUUCUGCAUCUGCCAAGUCAAGGAAUCGAAGGAAACGCCGGCCUUAAGGAUCAGCUGAUGGUGUUACGCUGGGUGCAACAGAACAUUGCACACUUUAACGGUGAUCCCAACAAUGUGACACUGUUUGGUGAAAGUGCUGGUGCUGCAUCCGUCCAUCUCCAUAUGCUUUCACCUGUAUCGCAAAAGUACUUCCACAAGGCGAUCUGUCAGAGCGGCAUUUCGACUAUGGAGUGGGUUAUGCAGCUUGAUUCAGUAAAUCGUACGAGAACGCUAGCCAGACAUAUAAAUGCCGAUGCAAAAACGGAUGAGCAGGUGUACCAGACGCUGAUGAAUGCAGACAAAGCGGAACUGAUGGGUCUCAUGAUCCAUACGCUUUCUGCCGAUGAGAAACGGCGCGGUUUGCCCAUUCCAUUCAAACCAGUUGUGGAAGAAGGCCAGCAUGAUGAAAAUACGGUCGUGCCGGUACACCCGUUUGUUGCAAUGCAACAGCCCGGUCGCGUUUCUUCUAUUCCGAUCAUUUUCGGCAACACCGAUCGCGAAGGUACCAUUAUGAUGAUGGACGCAAUUAAAAAGCUUGACCUGUACGAUAACGAUAUGGCACGGCUUAUUCCACGUACGGUUAACGUCGCACCGGGAAGUGCCGCCUGUGAGGAACUGGCGAAGGAGGUGAAAGAAUUUUACUGCGGUGCGCAAGGCGUCACGAAGGAAACCGUUAACCAGCUGGCGGAUUUAAUGACGGAUUAUCACUUUGGCAUACUGGCGAAUACGUGCGCGGAACUGCAUGCACGCUUUCAGCAAAACUCGCCCAUGUUCUACUACCAGUUUAGUUAUGAUGGUGAACUGAACAUGUACAAAAAGCUGCUUCAACUAACCAUUCCCGGUGCUUGCCAUGCGGACGAGCUGUCGUACCUGUUCUUGAUGAGACUGGCCAAUUAUGACGUGAAGCCGGACACGGAAGCGGGACGUGUGCGUCAGCUGAUGUGUCGGCUGUGGACCAACUUUGCAAAGUAUGGACACCCGACACCGGCUGACGAUCAAAGCAUACCAUGCCGCUGGGAACCGGUUGACAAGGUUGCUCCGAAUUCGGCUAGUGCACCGUUUCAGCUAAAAUGUCUAGAUAUUGCUGCCGAACCGAAAAUGAUAAUGAACCCGGCCAAGGAACGUAUCGACUUCUGGAGAAGUGUCUAUAAGCGAUGGAAUGAAGAUUUUCUAAAAGUAAAGCUGUAG
Molecule: messenger RNA, 1746 nt
Organism: Anopheles marshallii
Lineage: Eukaryota; Metazoa; Arthropoda; Insecta; Diptera; Culicidae
Product: juvenile hormone esterase-like
Exons: 4
Coding region: 1-1746 (581 amino acids)
Source: RefSeq, a predicted model, not a curated record